This is a messenger RNA of Vicia villosa (hairy vetch), 1452 nucleotides long. RefSeq names its product protein FAR1-RELATED SEQUENCE 5-like. NCBI's taxonomy places the organism in Eukaryota, Viridiplantae, Streptophyta, Magnoliopsida, Fabales, Fabaceae. The record is from RefSeq and is a predicted model, not a curated record. Gene Ontology annotation, molecular function: zinc ion binding. The transcript is spliced from 6 exons. Bases 1 to 1452 code for a protein of 483 amino acids.
AUGGUUGCAUUCGACGCGACUUUCAAGAAGAACAAAUACAACUACCCAUUGGUGAUAUUUUCAGAGUGCAACCACCAUGCUCAAACAGUUAUUUUUUGUGCUGCAUUGGUGUCAGAUGAAACGGCAGAUACGUAUCAGUGGUUGUUGGAGUGUUUUUUAGAGUGCAUGAACGAUAAAUACCCAGAAGUUGUUGUAACAAACGGAGAUGGGGCGAUGAGGGAAGCUAUAAAACAAGUGUUUCUGGAUGUGACACAUCAUUUAUGCGCUUGGCAUUUGAAUAAGAAUGCAGGUGAGAAUGUAAAGAACUCAGUAUUUUUUCAAGGUUUUCAAAAAGCCAUGUACUCUAAUUUUACAAAGGAUGAGUUUGAAGAUUUUUGGUCAAAGCUAAUUAAGGAAAAAGAACUUGAAGGAAAUCCUUGGGCUUUGAGAUCUUAUAGAAACAAUGAACUGGUUGUCGAUUUUAAAUCAAAGUUUUUAGAACCUGUGAUGACUACUCACCUGUAUGAGACUGAGAGGCAUGCCUUACAGAUUUAUACCGCGGAGAUUUUUAAAGAAGUCAAAGAUGAAAUAAUGAAGGCUGGAUCAUUGAUUGUUGAGGAAAAAUUAGAGCGCACCGAUCUUAAGAUUUAUAAACUUACAAAAUAUCGUCGUGCCAACUAUGAAGUAGAUGUUUAUUAUGAUGGUCGCACACUUCAAUGUGAGUGUAAGUUAUGGGAUUCUCGUGGGAUUCCAUGUUCUCAUAUGUUUUAUGUCAUGAAAGAAGAACACAUUGAUCGUAUUCCCGAAGCUUUGAUUUUUUCGCGAUGGAUAAAGGAUGCAAAAUUAGGUUACUUGAACAUGAAUUGUGAUGGUGCUGUUGAUUCUAAUAUAAUUGAGCAGGCUCAGUUUGGUGCUCCGGACGAUCCUAAUGUGGCAUCAAAGUCAGCCGUAGGUGAUCCAAAUACUGUGAAGAGCAAAGGUGCUCCAAAGAAAAAAAUGACACGAAAGCUACUAGGUGAUGAUCUAAAUGCAACAGUAGAACUCAUAAUGCAAGGAAUUGUUCGGGUACAGAAAAUGCGCCAUCUGAAUGAAAUGUUGAUAUGGAGUCGUUGUAAGAUUGAUAAACAAUGGGCCGAGUUUUUGGGUAAUUACGGUGGCGAUGAGGUUGAACAGAAUGUCGAUCUCAGUGACCUUGAAAGCAGUGAAGGUGAAGAAGAGAUGGAUGAAAAUUUCGAUGAAACCGUGGUCGAAGAAAAUGGCAUUUCAUUCAACUAUCGUGUCAUUGCUGCUGCUGUAAAAGGCAAAAAUGUUUUCCACUUUCCGGCUAAUGUUGCUGAAAAUUGGUUACUGUCGUUACAAAUUGAGAUAGACCUUGUUGAUGUUCAUACAAAUGAUGUUUACCCAUGUGUGAUGAAGACUGGUAGGAGGCCAAGGGAGAGAUAUCUUUACUUAGGUUGGUAUGAGUAUGUUUAA